Messenger RNA from Anoplopoma fimbria (sablefish), 2900 nucleotides. RefSeq lists its product as uncharacterized. The coding region runs from base 130 to 2850 and encodes 906 amino acids. Lineage: Eukaryota; Metazoa; Chordata; Actinopteri; Perciformes; Anoplopomatidae. The record is from RefSeq and is a predicted model, not a curated record. The transcript is spliced from 3 exons.
GUAGCAGAGCGUCACAGCUCAAUGUGAAUCAGUUGUUUGACAAGUGAAAGGCAUGGAUUGACAACCACUACGGCUUACUUUAAGGUCUUUUUUUGACAGUCAUAAACCCUGGGAAAAAAGCUGUCCAUCAUGUUAGGUAUUUCUGCUCUCUGCUCAAGACUCUUGUUUGUCUUGGUGCUGGUCUGUGCAGCUGUCGUGCCGUUCAUCAUGUGUUCAGUUGCUGGAAGAGCCCAAGUGGACAAUGGAGUGAGGCACACUGUCGUGAGACGACUGUAUCCUCCAAACAGUCAACACCAUCCCCUCUUUACUGGUUUGCUAGCACUCCAAACUGGAACUAAUGGUGAAAUCGAGACGAGUGGGAAUUACAGAGACGCCUCGUCAAUCAUUUACCAUCAAUCAAAUCCUCCACGGUUUACAGAAAGUAGCUUCAGUUACAAUAGCAACAGUCCAGAUAACAGACUGUCCAGAGCAGGAACGAGUGUGAAGAGUGAAAUGCGCCCAACAAGCAGUUACCAACCUCUCUCUUAUAAUUCACACCCAGUCAUCAUUAGAAAAUCAUCUUACAAACAGGCUGCCAGUCCCUUUCAUCAGAGCUCCAGUCCUUCACAAGCUUGGGAUGCCGGAGAAGCUCAGAAAUCUUACGUCAAAAAAAAAGUUCCCAGCAAUGACUCUCCUUCUUUUUUUCAGCCCCAGACGGGUAGAUUUCGGAGUACUUCCCUGCCAACUUCAAGAGGGCUUUAUGGCAGCUAUAAAGAGACAAAUGAGCUCACUUCGGCUGGGGCGCGGAGUACAUCCAGCGGGAUUCAAUCAAGCAAAUUUUUGGGCUUGGCGAGUCAAAUUGCCCCUCAUGCACCAUCAAUCAGCAGCAGCUCAGACGCCUUUGUUAUUAAAAGCAUGACGCCAUCCAUCACAGAUUUCUCCCAGGGGUUGCACUCGGUGUCUAGCGGCGAGACACCAAGACACAAAAAGAUCAAGUCGUAUCUGUUCAAGGACUCCCAAACUGCUCUUGGUGGGCAUGAGACAGUUCAAACAGUCUCUGGUGAUGGACCCAGAGCUUUUCCCACAACACCACAUAGGCAAAGGGCUUCUGAAGUUCUAAGCAGGUUUUCUUCAAAUGUUAAACGAUUCCAACAAUCACAAAGAAAAGACCCAACCAACGAAAUACAAUAUCUCUCUGAUAAUGCCAAUCUACUGUAUCAUGAUGCUAACGUGGCCCAUUAUGGUGCUCAGACAGAUGGUUUCUCUAAAUAUCAACACACAGCUCAAGUCUCUGCUCCAAGGGAAGACGCCAUCAUUGGAAGUUUUGUCCCGUUACCUCAGGCAGAUUUCCAGGGUAACUAUGCUGCUGUCAGCAGUAAAUCUACAGUAGGUAGCUUCAGUAAUACAACCACAAGAAGAUCAAUGCAUGCGUCCACACCUGGACAAGCCUUAAAAACCAUCUACGGCUACAGAGGAUUUGAAAAUCCUAAAUGGAGAGCUGCAAAAGAUCUGCCCAGUCUCUCCUCCAGUGUCUCCAAUGAAAGGUCCAACUCUAGACGAUACGGCUUCGACAAAGCAAAGGGCUUUAAAAUGACAAAUAUGAACCCUCCUUUGUCACCAAAGUAUAGCUUUGGCCAGAGAGAAACAUCUGCUACACUGGCAAAACAUGAGAGGACGACACGUACAGAUUACUCUCCACCUUCUCUUCGCACACAUCGGGAUUUCACAUCAGGAUUUAAGGAAGCCCUGCCUUGGCUACCUGGGAGUGAUGCCGGUGUAGACAGCAACCCAGACCGCAGACGGUUCAGAGUCUCCAAAACAAUAUAUGGUCUCAAAGGAUUUGGCACUCGACCACUCGAGGGAGCCAAAGCUUUAGUCAGUGAGCCAGACGAAUCCGCCAGAGUCCAGCAGGGUUUUGAAGGUUUUAAACUUAGAAGCUCAGAGAUCUGGCAACCAAAAAGCAGCCAUGAUAACAUAAUGAGCCAAAAUGAGCCGAGCAGUGAGGACUAUAAACCACUUUUAAAGACAGCAGGAAGCAGCGAUUCAGUCUCCAGAUUUACUCCUGACAAAUACAACAAGAGACGCAAGAUCUAUUCGUUCUUGGGGUUUCCGUCUGUUCAAAACAGACUAGGAAACGCUAAUAACAAAGAGCACGAUCAAAAUCAAGAAAGUUACGGAAUCUCCUCAGCUUAUCUCAGAUCAGCAGAGAAAUUCAAAAUUGAGUCCAGGCCGAAAUCUGAGCCAAUAUCACCGGACAAACCCAAACUUUUUGCCAAGAAGGCGAGCCUGUUUAACAGUUCCACCAGAAGCACCGUGAGAGGCAAACGUGUGAGAUCAAAAACAAAGAAGAUCAAUGUAUAUGCUCCCAUCAAUGAAACUGGAAAUGCAGCCAUAGUCAGGCUGCCUCAGCGGCCUGCCAGGGUCAGAACUGUCACCUACGCUGAUAUUCUUGGAGCUGCCUCGUUCAGUGGUGUCACAGCUACAACCCAGACACCGAUCACAACCGCCGAUAAGGAUGACUUUCCAAACACCACUGCUACACCCGAGCAAAAAGGAGGAGCGGGUAAUUUGACCGUAAACUCUGAGGACGGUGUGCAAAGUGGAGGCAACACGAGCAGAGGUCAUGAAGCUGUUGAGGAAAACAAGCUGCCCGUUAGAAGUGAAGGAGUUGGCGAUGACAUGAAAACAUCUGAUUUGUUUUUGGAUAAUGAAGGAAGUGGAAGCGGGGGUUUUGAUGUGGCUGAUGUUUUGUCAGCCACAACCAUAAAGAGUCAGGGCUUUAGUGAGGAUUUGUCAGAGCUUGAGUAUCUGCGAAUAUCAACUGGGAACAUCUCCUUCAAGUCAAUGAAUCUGUCCCACACUGGGACAUGAGGGAAACUUGUUAAAAAAAAUGUAAUGUGGUUUGAACAAUCCCAAUAAAA